Messenger RNA from Patella vulgata (common limpet), 2676 nucleotides. Its product is annotated as G patch domain-containing protein 3. The coding region runs from base 12 to 1745 and encodes 577 amino acids. The record is from RefSeq and is a predicted model, not a curated record. NCBI's taxonomy places the organism in Eukaryota, Metazoa, Mollusca, Gastropoda, Patellidae. Gene Ontology annotation, molecular function: nucleic acid binding. Gene Ontology annotation, biological process: negative regulation of RIG-I signaling pathway; negative regulation of type I interferon production; positive regulation of DNA-templated transcription. The transcript has 5 exons.
CUUCUAAGAAAAUGGCGUCAGAUAGUGAUAGUGAAACUUGUAUUGCUGUUGUAAACAAUAUUCCUCCCUUCUACCAUUCGGUGGAUUUACGAAAUUUUUUCUCACAGUUCAUAGAGAGUGGAAGAUUUGAUUGUUUUCAUUUUAGACACCGACCUGAAAAACAAAAACCGUCUAAAGUGACGCAAUACGAAAAUUUACAUGAAAGUGUAAACAAAAAUGAAAGUAGCAGCAAAACAUCCACGACAUGCUGUGUUAUACGUGUGAAACGACAUAAUUUAGACGAUUUACUUAGACUUUAUAAUAAGGCAAACUGGUUAGCGAAAAGUGGAGAUUCUUUAGCAAGUGUCUGCUAUAUUUCAGAAAUUAGACUUGACAAGAAAAAUGAAAAUACACCUACGGCUACAUGUAAGAGUGCUUCAAAUGCAUCUAAUGAUUUUUACCAGACUAGAAAUGAAAAGAAAAAAAUUCCAGAAGACAGAACUGAUUUCACUGAAUCUGACCUAAUGAAAUUACCAGAGUUAAAUCCCCCACAAAUGAUGCCAUAUGGAAAUAUAGGAACUCCAACGAAAAUAUUCCUAAAAUUUAUCAGAGAAUGCAGAUUACCUCCAAAAAUAAUCCAAAAGCUUGGACUUCAGUUCCCUCGAACAAAGCCAAGGAAAAUGUUUGGUUCUGUUCCAUUUGAUUAUGGCAGUGAAGUAAAUGAUUUUACGAACAGUUCUGAUUCAGAAUCAGAAAUAGUGUCACCUCAAGAGGAUAAGUCUUUCUUAAAUGCCAAAAACAGACUUUCUCCUUCUAAAACAUCCACAGUGCAACAAGUUUGUGAAAAUUCUACACAUUUAAAUUCAAAGCUAAGUGAAACAGAAAUAGACUUGUCUUCUGUGCCUAUCAGAACCAAAUUACUACAGGAUAAAGAGUCAGAUGCUUCAGCAUCUGUAGAUACAGAAAAUGAUUAUUUAUCAAAAAGAAUGGCAAAGAAAGCCGAAAAAAGAAGAAUUCGAGAAUUAAAAGCAGAAAGAAUUGAAGAGAAAUUGAUUGGUGAUGAAAGUGAAUCAGAAGAGGAUAAUGAUGAUUGUGAAGAAUGGGAAAGACAUGAAGCAAAUUAUGAUGAUCCCUCCAAUCAAGCUAGAAAUAAUGAAAGACUAUUUGAAGAGAGAAUCGAGUUAAAAUGGGAGAAGGGUGGCAGUGGUUUAGUCUUUUAUACAGAUGCACAAUACUGGAAAAAAUUUGAAGGAGAUUUUGAUGAACAAUGUGCUGAUGAUUGGGAUGUUGAUAUGAGUAGUUAUUAUGAAGACGGAGCAGGAGAUAAAGAUGCUCGUGACCUCAUCACGAUGAGACAAGAGAAGCGACGUAGGGAUGGCAUUGCAAGUGGAGACCGGUUCUUGGAAGGGAAAAUCGGUAAAUUUGAAAAAUAUACAAAAGGUGUUGGUAGAAAAAUUAUGGAGAAUCAGGGAUGGAAGGAUGGACAAGGUUUGGGAACAGCAACUAAUUCUGGCAUUGUUGAUGCUCUAGAAAAUGAUGGUCAACAUCCACGAAAUAAAAAAGGUUUAGGGUUUAAUGGUGAAAAACUGAAAAAAAUUUGUCCAAGUUUUAAAAAGAAAGCUAAGAAUGAUCAUUUAAUAACAACAAUAUAUGAUGAUCCUAGUGUUACAGAUCCCACAGAACCUUUAUUACGGAGAAAUGAACCGUAUAUUAUAAAACAUACACCUGGUAUUAGUCAUAUAGAGUUUAUGAAAAGUUGUGAUUAGAGCUUGGAUUUUGUUUAUAACUAAUUUUAUUUAAAAUGAAUAUGAUAGAAAUUUGAACAAUUUCAUACAUAAUUUAUUUCCUAUAUAAUGUAUUUUAAUGUAAAUAUUGCUGUAUGUAUAAACUUUAUACAUAAAGCACUCCUGACUGAGCAUCAAUAAAACAUGAACAGUGGUCUGUCUGGCUUGUAUAUAAAGAUGAAAAGUUGGAGGGAAAUUGAGUGGUAAGUGUGUGCUUUAAAGGGGAAGACCAAUGAUUUUCAACAAGGUUUCCAUAAAUCGUAUAUAUAUUGAUAAAUAAUCCCCUCUGUAACACAAGCAAAAAUUAGUAAACAAUUAGUCAUGUGGCGUGGAUUGAGGCACAGCGUACUGUUCAGUAUGGUUAAAUUACGCGACGACUUUGUGUACUAAACAUUAAAAAAACAUAAAUUUGUGUUUAUAAUGUCCUAAUAAACAGCCCAUUUGAUCAGAUUUUUGGCCAAAGGUCGACGCAUGAAUACAAUACAGCAGUAAACUUAUGCCAAAUCUGUAUGCUUACUAUAGAGCCCAGUGAGUGUGUUGAACCAACUAUGUCACAUCCGCUUUUAAUAAAAAUUAAUUUCUCGCUUACAAAAUCUUUUCUGCUUGUGCUACAGGGGAUUAUUUAUCAAUAUAUAUUUAAGGUUUAUGGAAACCUUGUUGAAAAAAGUUGGUCUUACCCUUUAAAUCAUAAGGUUUAUCAUUGAAUCAAGUGGCAUGGUUUUCAUCUUAAGAAGUAGGGUCAUUUCGGGACUAACAUAUGGUUCAAUUUUAUUUCCAUAAUUCACUUGCGCGUAGGGGUCUUUAGCAGUGGGAGGAAACCGGAGGACCCGGAGAAAACCCACGAGGUUGGACAGGCGACCAUACUCCUUGUCACGUACAACCGGGGAUUCGAAACCACGCCAGUUGACUCAGU